This is a messenger RNA of Sapajus apella (tufted capuchin), 763 nucleotides long. It is a transcript of the gene MRPL55, whose product is annotated as mitochondrial ribosomal protein L55. The coding region runs from base 296 to 682 and encodes 128 amino acids. Gene Ontology annotation, biological process: translation. The record is from RefSeq and is a predicted model, not a curated record. The transcript has 5 exons. NCBI's taxonomy places the organism in Eukaryota, Metazoa, Chordata, Mammalia, Primates, Cebidae. Gene Ontology annotation, cellular component: mitochondrial large ribosomal subunit. Gene Ontology annotation, molecular function: structural constituent of ribosome.
CGACACGGCUUCUGCCACUGACGUCGUGGGCUGCGCGCCGCAGCAUGCCAGGCGGUGAGUGAGCCGUGAGCUCAUGUAUGUCUUCGUCCUUGUCUUAGCUUCUUCCUACCUGAAAGUCCGGACCGCCUGUCCACAGGCCCCUCCGCAGCGACAGAGGCGGCCGCAGGCGGUUCUGAGAAGUCCAAGGGUUACUGGGAGAGGUUGGUGAGUGACAUGGAGAUUACAUGUGUCUUGGAGGUUGCACGCCAGGGCCUGUACUGACCACAUCCACGUGCCACUGGGGCUCUGAGGAGGAAUGGCGGCAGUGGGCAGCCUGCUUGGCCUACUAAGAUGCAGCGCUGUGAAGGCCACCGGGCCUGCACUCCGCUGCCUGCAUACGUCCUCCUGGCGGGCUGACAGCAGCAGGGCCUCACUCGGUCGUGUGCGCCGCCAGGCCUAUGCACGUCUCUAUCCCGUGCUGCUGGUGAAGCAGGAUGGCUCCACUGUCCACAUCCGCUACAGGGAGCCACGGCGCAUGCUGGUGAUGCCCAUAGAUCUGAACACCCUGACUCCUGAGGAGCGCCGGGCAAGGCUGCGGAAACGUGAGGCUCAGCUCCAGCGGACAAAGGACUACGAGCAGGAGCUCAGCGAUGACUUUGAUGUGGAGCGCUACCGACAGUUCUGGGCCAAGACCAAGAAGUGACUGUGGCUCCAGCCACACUGGGACAUUGCUAAGAUGGGAGAGCAGUUCUUAAAUCACACGCUGUCAAAGCUGCCACAUGGA